Prorocentrum cordatum is the source of this 750-nucleotide messenger RNA. Lineage: Eukaryota; Dinophyceae; Prorocentrales; Prorocentraceae. The record is from the annotation of a GenBank genome assembly.
GGGGGCUGAUCGUCCGAUGCGGUGGGAGAUGCGCCCCGCGCUGCCCCGCGGCCGGCGGACCCGCCACGUGGUUUGGGCGGAGCCCCGCGGCCGCCGGGCGCGCCUCGGCCGCGCCACACCUCGCCGCACCCCUCACCUGGCGUCGGCUGGCGGGUCGGCGGGGCCACAGGCCAGGAGCGCUCGCGCCGCAGGAAUCCCCAGACGGAGCCCGGCAGCGGAGCGCGGCGCCGCCCCGAGUCGCCCCCCGGCCGAGAUGUUCGUGCCCGUCGGGGCGCCGCCCCGGAGGCGCCCGCUGAGGCAGGGCCUCUGCAAGGUCGCGGCCCUGCUGUCGCUCGCCCUGGCGGCCCUGAGCUUUCUGAGCGGCGCCGAGUCGCCGCAGGCGCUCAUCAGUGUGGCCUGCGCCGACAACAGCGGGGCCUGGGAGCUGAAGAUCCUGGCGUGCAAGAAGAAGGGCCGGACCGUGAGGAACUAUAAACUGCACGAAGUCGCCCCCGGCGACAUGGUGGUGGUCAUCGGCCGCACCUCGGGCGCCCCCGCCCCGCCCGCCCCUUCGGGGCGCCGGGCGCGCUGCUGCGGGGGCCUCGGGUCAGGACCCCCUCGGGGGAGCGGGGCCGUGCCCCGCAUUCGGGGGCAACGCCAGCGGGCCCUCGUCGGUUCUCGGGGGCGAGUGUCGUGCCCGGACGUUUUCGGGCCGCUUCGCCGAUUCUCGGCGGCUCUCCAGCCUCGGGGUGCUCUUCUGCAGCAGCUCUU